AUCGUUGCGCAUGAUAUAAAUAGCGCAGAUGCAGACAGAAUGCGCAUUCGCCAACAAAUAGCAACAAAUCGAAUAAAAAAAGCGAUGUUUUAGCAAAUUACAGUAGGAGGAUAUUACAAACAAAGAAAUAUACUGAAGUAUUUGGUUUUCUCUCAAUCUCUGGUCAAAAAAAAAGUAUAAACCUUCAAUAUAUCAAUUAAAGAAAAGAUGGACGAAGAAGAAAAAAUGAAAACUAUGCACAAAGUAGAAAUGUCAACAAAAGAGCGUCAUUCAAGACAUAAAUCAAAACGGGACAUUAAAGAUAAAAAAAUAGAACAAGUUGUGAACCCUAUCGAUGAUAAUAAAGCAACUACCGAAGAAGAAAAAAACUUACACAGACAAGACUACAAAAAUAAGCAUAGUUCACACCAAGUUGACUGCCAACACUAUAAAAGUACAAAUAAAGAACGCAAAACAUCUGAAAGAACUAAAAACAGAUCCCGUAGAUCUAAGUCAGAAACUUCUGACGAUGAAAGGUGCUGUACAAAAAAGCAUCGAGAUAAAAGUUUAAAAGAACGCCAUAGAAGAAGGGAAGAAUGUAUUAGAAACAAUGAAAACAGUAUCGAGGAAGAAAGAAAAAGACUAGACAGUAGAACAAGAUCAAGACCAAGUGAUCACACAUGUCACAGGUCACCGAGAACAAAAAAAGAACGGAAAAAACGUCAUGAAAGUGAAGAAAAAAUGAAAAAUGAAAAAAUAAAAAAUAAAGACUACAAAACUAAAGAUAGUAAUAGAUUAUAUCAUUCCGAUUCAGAACUUGAAGUAAAAAAUAGAAAAAAAAAAAGUACAACGGCGUCAGUGCCAAUUGACGUUGAUGGACUAUACAACUUAUUUUACAGAGACAGUAAUGAGCACAAUGAAAGUGGUGUCAUAAAAGAAGCCAUUCGUAAAAAAUUAAAGGGACAAGAAACAAGUCCUCUUAUACUCAAAGCAGACCCAAACAUUAUUAAAAAAAAAUCUUCAGCAAAAUCUAGAUUAGAUGCAGAGGAACAAUCGAAUGUCAAAUGCAAACUAAUUAGAGUAUUGUUUCAAAGAGUAAAAGAAUUGCUAAAAGAAACAGAAGUUUUGCGAGUAGAGCGAAAAGAAAUGUGUCAUACAAUAAACUUGUUAAAUGAACAAAUAAAAGAAUUAAAAAAAACAACAGAAAAAAUUUUAAUACCAGAAAAAAAUAUCAGCGAUCGACUUGAAAUACUAGCAGAGGAAAUGAAGGUUACUACAAGUGGAACUAGUUUUCGUGAAGAAAUACACAACAUCCUUUAUGAUAUACAGAACAAAUAUCAAACACAUUGGAAGGAGCACGAACACAAACUACAAGAGGUUCAAAGCCAAGCUGAAAAUGAAAUUCAAGCGCUUAUGAAGAAUAUUGUUGGAAAUUAUAUAAAACUUGCAGAUGAUAAAGACUAUAAUAAAACAAAGUUGAAAACAGAAAUUUCACAACAAAGCAAUAAAAACACAAUACUGAAAGCAGGCAUCGCACAACAAAGAAAAAAUCAUUUUGCUGAUGGUGAAGUGCUCAACCAAAAACAACUUUUUCACAAAUACUUUACUGAAAAUAUACUCAAAAAAAAGAAUGAGUCACAAACAAAUUCUGAUAUCUCAAAAGCUGUAAUGAAUGAAAUUUUAAAUAAAACGCCAGAGUCAUACAAUAUUGUUUCUAAUAACCGAAUCAUUAACCAAACAGAAAUAAAACACCAUAACCUGCCCCUUCACAUUGACAUUCCAAAUUACGAAGAGGAAAAAAUAUACCAACAACUGGAGCAUAAACAAAAUAGAACAAAACAAGGUAUUGAGUGUCAAAAUAAAACCAUGUUGGAUAAAAAACUUGGACUAUUAAAAAUAUCAGAUCAACAAAGUAGUUCUUCAUGCUAUUCAUCUGAAAUACCAUCAACAUUCAUCGAGCCAUUAGAAUACUUACGAAACCCUUUGAUCCAAUCAACUGAUGGUAAAGAUUCAAGUGCUACUUUAUCACAAACAAGUCAACUAGAAGUUGAUAAGACAUUAAAAGUAAAUAUUCCUGAAAUAUCUCAAAAAAAUACAUUAAUUGGGCAACAAAUGCACAAUUCUGAUAGAAUACCUUACAUACCCAUGCCUCCACAAAAAGAUACCAAAUUUCUAAACACAGAAUAUAAAAUUGGAACUGCAACAAUUCAAUCCAGUAAGGAAUUUUGGCGACAAAAAUUAUUACAGCCUCACCCUAUUGAAAAAAAUGAAAGUGACAGUACAGUCAGGAACAUAUUUUAAUAGUUUUAAAAAAAACUAAUAUGCAAAUGAUUCUAUAAACAAUAAAAAUGAUUAGCUCAUCUAAAUUAUUAGAUAUCAACUUUAUCCACAAAUAGUUGAAGUAUGACCAAAAAGAAAGUAGAUUCAAAACAAAAAUGAAAAAAUGCACAUUCACAUUUAAAAAUAGAAAACAUUUUUCUUUUGUUGUAUUUUUUUUAUUAUAACAUUUUGUUAAACUAUAAAUUAAAAAUAAGUAUAAGAUUUUAAAAACAAAGAAUUAUUUAUAGUUGGCUAGAAAUUUAUUAGGUUAAAUAUAAAUAGUGAAAAAUAAAAACUAACUUAAUACAAGUAUAAUUUUUGAACACAAAUGAAAAUAAAAAAUAGGAGUGACAGCAAAAGUUGUCUUAUGUAACCCAAGCUAAUAAGUUAUUACAACCUUAUAAUUUGGGACUAAAUUAGGUUUUCUUAUUUUAUAAGGAGUCCCACACGGACGGAGAGAUUUCUAUACAUAUCCAUGUAUGUAUGCUUCUAACACAUAAAACAAUAUAAGUUUUAUAUAAAUUUUAUAACUAAAAAUACAAUUAAAUAAACUGUAUCGCAAUUUGAAGUUCUGAAACAAUAAUGUUUCUAUUUUGUUAUUCAAUAUGUCUAAAGAAAUAUCUUGUUCUAA
This is a messenger RNA of Hydra vulgaris (swiftwater hydra), 2929 nucleotides long. Its product is annotated as putative autophagy-related protein 11. The record is from RefSeq and is a predicted model, not a curated record. NCBI's taxonomy places the organism in Eukaryota, Metazoa, Cnidaria, Hydrozoa, Anthoathecata, Hydridae.